This is a messenger RNA of Procambarus clarkii (red swamp crayfish), 2303 nucleotides long. RefSeq lists its product as uncharacterized. Lineage: Eukaryota; Metazoa; Arthropoda; Malacostraca; Decapoda; Cambaridae. The record is from RefSeq and is a predicted model, not a curated record.
CGCUCCCCCACUUACCUGUGCAGUGUUCACCACGCACCCGCAGCGAGCUAGUUCUGGCGAGCGGUCACUCCUGGAGUGCGUGUCUGUGUGUAUGCGGGCGCCGUGCGACUUAAUACUCACUAUGAACAAACGAAAAAGGAGCUGGGCUGUAGCCUUUUGUGUGUCGUAGUGCUUUUGGGAUAUGUUCAGAACCCACUAGUGACGGGGGAUUUCCUUUCAAGUUUAGUGACGAUUCUUGUGAGUUGACAUCAUGAAGAUGGCCAGGCGAGGAGGCGCGGACCCCACACCUAUCUGCCGCUGCCGAGUCCUGUAUCUGGGGUCGUCCGUUCCCCAGGUUACCAAAGACGGCCUACAGGGCAUACAGGAACCCCUGAGGGAGCUCUAUCCUGCAGAAGGAGCGGUCAGCGCACGCGGGAUAGACUCCUGGCUCUCGGUGUGGUCCAACGGGCUCCUACUGGAAAAUGUAGACGAAAACCAGAAAAAGGUGACGCGUUUCUUCCCCAUUGACUCUCUCCACUACUGCGCGGCCGUCAGGUAUGUGGUGGUGGCUGGCGGCGAGGGCGCUGCCGUGCAGAGAUUCUUGCCACUUGAUUCCCCCUUCGCCAGGAAUCCUAACAUCAAUCACCCGCCGUUGUUCGCCUGUAUCAUGCGCCGCACCACCGGCAUUAAAGUUCUGGAGUGCCACGCCUUUAUAUGCAAGCGGGAGACUCCGGCAAACGCACUGGUACGCUGCUGCUUCCACGCUUACGCUGACUCCAUGUACGCCCGAAGUCUGGAGGGCGGUGGCGGGGGCGGCGGUGGUGGCGGCGGCGGCGGCAACAGCCAGUACGGCUCUGUGUACGGCGGCAGAGCAACAGAGGAACGCGUCCUUGAAAUAGAAGACUUCAACAGUGCGGCCUCAGAGAUCAUUCCUACAUCUCUGGGUUCCUCGCCCACUCAGGACGCGCCCGCCUCGCCCUCCUCCCAGGACUCGCCAGGAGAUGAAAUAUCGAUAUAUAAUGGCGACGAGAAUCACAAAGUUUGGGCAGGACAGAUUAAACCCGAGAAUGAGCUCAUCUAUUCCGACUAUUCCUCGGGGACGAUGCGAUCAGCGAGGUCAACAGCGUCGAUAUACGGAACUGCAGGAGGGACGCGCCCCUCGCGUCCCCGCCAGAUGAUCAUGCCCUCCGUCGCCCCUCCGCCUCCGCCAGAGACAGACAAGGAUAAAAAGGGUAAGAAAGAUGGCAAAAAUAAGGGUCGACGUGAUGAGGAGGAGAUGAGCAGGCUGACCAACGGGGGACCCCCGCGCCCCGCCAGUGUGGUCAACGGCGGGAUGAGGCACCAUAACGGUAGUCUCCCGCGACACAUUAACGGCCACUCCUCCCCACCUAAGAUGAAGGGAAAGUUUCGCAUACUUGGCACCAGCAGCCUCUCCGACAGGAAGAGCAAGGGGAUGCGUGCUCCUCCGCCCUUCAUAAUGGUGCAGGGGCCUCCUGGGCCACCUGGACACCAUGGCCCACCUCCCCAUCAUGGCCAUCACGUGCCACAUGGACCAUCAGGUCCACAUGGACCACCUCCGGGCCCUCAUUUAGCAGUUCCCAUGGGACCCAUGCCACCUCCACACAUGGUGCCCAUACAGGGCCCUCCGCCGCCUCAUAUGCUGCCCCCACCAGGGCCCCAGCACGUCUUGCUGCCCCCUCCUGGGCCCAUGGGACCACACGGACCUCCAGGACCACAUGGUGGCCCUUAUGGACCUCCAGGGCGUCGGCCUCCAUCAAGGGUACUUGAGGAACCUAUCUACAUGCCCUCUACCCGGCCCCUGAGCCCCACGGCGUCGUACCAGCCGGGGCACUUCCCCCACGAGCAGUACCUCAUGGAACACUACGCCACAACUGGCAGACCCAAACACAAGAAGAAAAAGAAAGGGGGCAACAAAAAGGAAUCUGACGAGGAUAUAUACGGCAGAAAGGGUCACCUGAACGAGAGGGCCUUCUCGUAUAGCAUCCGGGAGGAGCACCGGUCUCGCUCCUACGGGUCGCUGGCGGGUAUCGGCGAGGACUCGAUGAGCAAGAAGGACCGCGAGAUCCUACAGAUGGUGGCGGACCUGGACCUGAGUGGAGACGAGCUGGAGAGGGUGGAGCCUCGACCUGGCGUGUACCGGCCGCCUCACUCCGACCGGCUCUCAGCCUCCGGCACCAUCACCUCCAGGAUCUCCCGAGCCUCCAGACGAUAAACACACAGGUCAGUACAAGAUGGUGACGAGGUUGGACCUGCAGUCCUGUAUGAGGUAGGCUAGACGGAAGGUUGUGUACUGUCUCUGUAGG